AUGCUACCGGAGAGCUACGACACAGAUGUAGGCGAACAGGGACGAUCGCUGUCAGGCGGGCAGAAACAACGUAUCGCCAUAGCACGAGCGCUGGUGCGUAAACCUAAGAUUCUUCUCUUGGAUGAAGCUACGAGCGCACUUGACACUCAGAGUGAACAGAUGGUCCAACAAGCAUUGGAAAAGGCAAAACUUGGUCGUACGGUAAUUACAGUUGCCCAUCGCCUCAGCAGCGUGCAAAACUGCGACCGGAUACUGUACAUAGAAAAUGGAGUUGUGGCAGAAAGCGGAACUCACGCCGAACUCAUGAGGCUGAAUAGAAAGUAUGCGACUUUAGUACGAGCUCAAAAUCUAGAGGGUGGUGGUUGA
Messenger RNA from Cooperia oncophora, 366 nucleotides. Lineage: Eukaryota; Metazoa; Nematoda; Chromadorea; Rhabditida; Trichostrongylidae. The record is from the annotation of a GenBank genome assembly.